CGCUCCGCUCCGCUCCGCACGGGGAGGCUCCGCUCCGGGAGCCGCGCCGAGCCGAGCCCCGCGCCCGACGCUUGCAGGUGGCGCGUGCGAUGCCGAGCUCGUCACGUGCCCCGGCGUGAGGCCGCCGGCGGUGGAGAGGGGGGCACUGCUGGAGGCCGCCGCUUUCCCUCGCCCGGCUGAUACGGCGAGCGCGGCAGGCUAUGGGAUGGACGAAGCGGAGCAGGACCAGUACGAAGCCCGCCUCAAGGAGCUCUUCGACAGCUUCGACGGCACGGGCACGGGCUCCCUGGGGCAGGAGGAGCUCACCGACCUCUGCCACGUGCUGCACCUCGAGGAGGUGGCGCCGGCGCUGCAGCACACGCUGCUCCAGGGCAACCUCCUCGGCAGGGUCCACUUUGACCAGUUCAAGGAAGCUCUUAUCCUCAUCUUAUCCAGGACCCUGUCGAAUGAAGAGCCCUUCCAAGAACCAGGUCGCUCGCCGGAAGCGCGGCCCAAGUUCGUCAAGGGCGGCAAGCGCUACGGCCGGCGCUCGCUGCCCGAGCCGCCGCGGCCCGCCGGGGCCGGCGCCCUCGCCGAGCCGCCCCGCGAGGAAACCCGCCCGCCGCCGCCGCCCGCCGCCCGCGAGGAGCGCUGGAAGACGCGGGGCAGCGAGGAGUACGAGGCAGAGGGCCAGCUGCGCUUCUGGAACCCGGAUGACCUGACGGCCUCGCAGAGCACCGCGGUGCCAGCACCCGACUGGGUGGAGGAGAAGCUGCGGGAGGUCUGCGAGCACCUCGGCGUCACCAGGGACGGCCACUUGCACAGGAAAAAGCUCGUCUCCAUUUGCGAGCAGUACGGCCUCCAAAACGCGGAUGGGGAGGUGCUUGAAGAGGUGUUCCAUAACCUGGAGCAGGAUGGCACCAUGAGCGUGGAAGACUUCUUCUACGGCUUAUUUAAAAACGGGCAGUCGCUCGCGCCCUCUGCCUCUACUCCGUACAGACAGCUUAAGAGACACCUCUCCAUGCAGUCCUUCGACGAGAGCGGGAGGCGUACGACCGCGCCGUCGGGCAUGACGAGCACCAUCGGCUUCCGCGUCUUCUCCAGCCUGGACGACGGCAUGGGCUACGCCUGCGUGGAGGGGAUCCUGGACACCUGGCACGAGGAGGGCGUGGAGAACAGCCAGGAGAUCCUGAAGGCUUUGGAUUUCAGCCUGGAUGGGAAGGUGAACUUGACGGAACUGACGCUGGCUCUGGAAAAUGAGCUUUUGAUAACCAAGAAUGGGAUCUAUCAAGCAGCGCUGGCGAGCUUCAAAACGGAGAUAAGGCACUUGCUGGAGCGAGUCGACCAAGUGGCCAGGGAGAAAGAGAAGCUGCGGUCGGACCUGGAAAAAGCAGAAAAGCUGAAGUCUCUGAUGGCCUCCGAAGUCGACGACCACCACGCUGCGAUAGAGCGCCGGAACGAGUACAACCUCAGGAAGCUGGAUGAGGAAUACAAAGAACGAAUUGCGACCUUAAAGAACGAGCUCCGGAAAGAGCGGGAGCAGAUUCUGCAGCAGGCUAAUAAGCAGCGCCUGGAACUGGAGCAGGAGAUUGAAAAGCUGAAAACUGAGGAGAACUACAUCCGUGACCGCCUCACCCUUUCUCUAAAGGAAAACAGCCGUUUGGAAAGCGAGCUGUUGGAAACUGGAGAGAAACUGGCUGAGUAUGAAAGUCUGGCAAGCAAACUGCAGAGGAACUUGGAAAAUGUCCUGGCUGAGAAGUUUGGCGAUCUCGACCCCGGCAGCGCGGAGUCCUUCCCGCAGGAGGAGCGACUGGCGCAGACGAAACGCGAGUACGAGCUGCGGUGCCGGGAGUUGCAAGAUCAGAUAGAUGAGCUGCAGUCUGAGCUGGAGGAGUAUCGUGCUCAAGGCAAAGUGUUCAGGCCUUCUCUGAAAAAUUCGCUGUCAGAAGAGUUUGACAUGGAUAUUAAAAGUCAUGGUAACAGUGGCAUUGAGCCUGACCAAGGACUUGGAUCAGAAGACUGUAAUCCAUUAAAUAUGAGCAUAGAAGCAGAAAUGGUUAUUGAACAAAUGAAGGAGCAGCAUCACAGGGAUGUACAUCACCUCAAGCAGGAGCUUGAAGACACAGUGAGUCAUUAUGAAAAGCAGCUAGAUGAGACAAAAAUCCACUGUGAAAAAGAGCAAGAAGAUAUGAAGAGGAAAUAUGCUGAAGAGAUCCAUGUCAUGGAAAAGCAAAUACUUGGCCUUAAAAACCAAAUAGCAGAACUGCAGGGAGAAACAGCAGUGCUCAGAGAACAACAAGACAGGCUUAGCUGUAAACAUAACGAUGAGAAAAACGAAUUGCAAAUAAGCUUCAAUGAGGAAAAAGCAAAUCUGCAAGAAUUACUCAGGCAGGAACACGAAGCAGAUGUUCGAGCUAAACUGGAGGAGGUAAAUGAGAAGUUCAGCCGAGAACGGGAAGAACUGAUUCAGAAUGGUGUCUGGGUGGAAGAGAAGAUGAGAGUUUUAGUGCAGACUCUGCAGGAAGAAAAGGGAGAGCUAGAACGGGACUUCCACGAGCAGCUGAAAAGGGUGAUGGAAACGCAUGCCCUGGAGAAGGAGGAGCUACAGCAAGAGUUGUUAAGGAAGCACAAACAGGAACUGGAGGAGGAAAGGAAAAAAAUGGAAAGUGACUAUAACAGAAGAGCAUCUCAUGCAGAAACUGAGUUUUCUGUCAACACACAAACACUAGUGAAUAAAUAUGAAGAAAUGAUCCAAAAUCUGGAAGGACACUACCAACGGGAGUUGCAUGAACUUGCCGAACAGCAGAGAGAGGAAAGGUCUCAGUGGGAGUUUGAAAAGGAUGAAAUUGUCCAGGAGGUUACUGAAGCCCAAGAGCAACUGAAGGAAAGGCUGGCAAACGAAAAAGCUGUUUCUCUUGCCCUAACUCAGGAGAAGGAACUCCUGGAGAAAAACUUCAAGGAGGAAGUGAACAAGUUGGUGUGUGAAAAAGAACAGCUUCAGAAGGAGCUACAAGAUCUGAAAAAUGCUACCGAAAAGCAAGAGAACAGGUUGAAUGAUAGAAUAAUACAACUCCAAAAUGACCACGAGAAAGAGCUAAAGAACAAAGAGGAGUGUAUAUCCAUGAUGGAGGAAAACGGGAGGUUGGUUAGCCAAAAGUUGGAGAGACUUGACAGUGAGCAUAAGCAAGAGAAAGAAGAACUCAAUUCCAAGCUUCUUGCUUUAGAGAGCUUGAACAAAGACAUCUGUGUAAGGGCAGAAAGAGAGAAGGCAGAGAUGAAUUUGGAAAUCUCAAAUCUCCAAGAAAAAAUUCAGAAAUUGCAGUGGGAGAUGCUUAAUUUUUCCACACUACAGAAUCAUUACAGGGUAUUGGAAAAUGAAUAUGCAAAAGCAAAAAGAAAAAUUGCUUCAUUCUCUGGUAUGGAGUGUCCAGGAGAUGAUGCAGAUGUUCUUAGGAGCCUGCAGAAAGUGCACGAGCAAGCAGUGAAGGAAAAUGUCAGAAUGGCUUCCGAGAUCGUCAGACUGCAGCAAAGGCUGCAAGCCGUUGAGCGUGGGCCGGCCAGACAUGCCGGUUCUGACCACGCCAACUCCGAUUCAGAACAGUCCCAGCUGCAAGACACCCUAGGUCCCGUUGUAGAAGGGUUGCCCAGUGAUUGUAAGGACGCAGACAAAGGAACAGAUUCAGAUGUCUUUCCCUUGCUGGAGGCUGAUAUUACAGACCUUACAGAAAUGACAGAGGUUCAUUCCAGUUUGGAGAAGCCAUGUGAUGAAACCAGAGCCAAGAGCCCUGCUCCUAAGCUGCAGGGGUGUCAGAUGCCAGGAAGUGUAAUGGCACUGGAAACUGGUGGUAGGCACGAUUCUGACAAGGAGCAAGAGCUAGUUUCUAUAGUGCCCUCGCCAAAAGAAAAACAGCAGGAUCUUGAAAAAACUCUCUCAAGAGUUCCCAGACUAAAGAUGUUACACAGUGAUAUUAGACAGAACAUUCAUCUAGUAAAUAACAGAAUAGCUACAAAAAAUAAAGGCUUUUUUUCUGAUGCUUCUAAGCUGCAGAUGGAGCUUGAGGAGGCUGAAGAACUAACUGGUGCUUCUCUCCAUCUUGAGCAUGUUUCUGGAUCAACUAAAGAGAAAGGUGACCUGAAAAACGUAAUACCUCAGCUCUGGAAAAGGAUUGAAGAAUUGGAAGAAAGAUCAAUGGCACAAGCUAAACUUCUGUCUUUACAAGAAGAAAUUCAAGUGGAAAAUGAGGGGCUGAAAUUUAAAAUUAUACAGUUAGCUGAAAAAAAUAAAGCACUAGAAGACAAUUUACCAAAGCUGAGAAGCCUUCAUUGCAAACUAGAAGAAAGUAACCUACAAACUAUUAAGCUCAGAGAGGAAAAAGCACAGCUCCUCAAGAAAGUUAAAGAACUGGAAGGCAUCCAAGAACAACAUGCGCAAGGGAAAAUAGAUGCAUCCAGUGAAAAGUUAAGACUGCAGCGCCAACCUAGAGAAGUGGAAGAACACUCUGCGACGUUUAAAGCUCUGCAGGACAAGCAUUCCCAGUGCGAUACGGUGAUAAAAGAAAGCUCAAUGGAAAAGAGGGAGCAGCAGGAGCUGAACAGAAAGCUGAAAGCUGCUACUUUGAUUAACCGAAACGACAGGCAUCCUCGUGAAGAGAGAGAGUGGAGCACAGUGACACACGGUUUACAAAGUACAUGCAGUGAGCUGCAGCAAAAGGUUGAUCUUUUGAGAUGUGAAGCCGAGAAGCUCAGAGAGGAAAACGCUAUUCUGAAGAACGAAGUCACUUUAUUAAACGAGGAAGGUAGCGCUUCCAGCCUGAAACUGAGGGAGCUAAACGGAUCUCGGGAAGAAAUGAGGCAAAAAAUAGAGGCAGUAAGAAAGGAGAAAGUGGCUGUACAGAAGAUGGUUGACAACCUGAAAAAGCAGGUAGUGGAUCUGAAAACUAGGAACCAGCAGCUGGACUCUGAAAAUACAGAACUUAGCCAGAGGAAUUCCAAAAACCAAGCAGAUGUACAGGAUCUUAAUCAACAGCUGGCAAGGGUACUCAAGCAAAAGGAAAGAGAAGCUGGAAAGUGUUCCUUGGAAGAAUGGGAAAAGGAGAGAUUGCUACUGAAAGAGGAACUGGAAAACUCUAAAAUAAAGUCAUCAAAUAUGGUGUCUGUCCUGGAGAUGGAGCUGUCAAAAAUUAAAGUUCAAGCUCACAUAUUGGAACAGGAAAACCACAUCCUCAAGCAGGAGCUGGAGAAAACAAAACAGCUGCCCAGAUGUUCUGAUCUCUCUGACCUUCAAAAUGAAGUUUCUAGCUUAAUUACUAAAAAUGAAAAGCUGCUGAAAGAAAAAGAAGCCCUGAGUGAGGAAUUACACAGGUGUAUUGAUAAGGUAGCUAAAGUAAGCUUCUUAGAGAAUGCAGUUGCCAGCUUGAAGCAGGAACAGAAGUCCUGGGAACAACAGAGUCAGACCCUGAAAACACAGCUCACAGUUUCACACGAAAAGGCUCAGAGUCUAGAUGAAACACUGCAAAAUACCAACCUCCAAAUGUCCCGACUAAAAGCAGACUUACGGGUGACGCAACAGGAGAAGGAAACUCUUAAGCAGGAGGUGAUGUCCUUACACAAGCAACUGCAGAAUGCCAAUGACAAGAACCGGGUUCUAGAACUGGCUGUGCCUUCCUCAGGGCUGCAGGACCAACAGAAGAAACUACACUGGGAUGAACUGGACCAGCUGACGAAACAGGAGCAGCAGCUGCUAAGACAAGAGAAUGAGAGAUUACAGAGAGAAGUCCAGAACAUUAAAACAGAUCUAACUCAUUCCAGGGAGAAGAUCAGACAGCUGGAAUCUACUAUCCUUUCUCUAAAGCACCAGAAGCAUCAAAGCCAGUCAGGUAUCGUCAAAGCCAUAGAGCAAGAGAAAUUAAGCUUGAAGAGAGAGUGUGAACAGCUUCAGAAGGAGUUGUCCUCUGCAAACAGGAAGAUCAGUCAGAUGAAUUCUCUUGAAUGUGAAAUGGAAACCAGCUCAGAAAAUGAAAGGCUAAGAAAAAAGCAAGUCAAACUGGAUGAUCAGUUAAUGGAGAUGCUACACUCAAACACCAGUGUGAUGCUUAGCCAAUCCCCGCACUCCCGGGAGCUCCAGCAGCAAGGCUGUGCUAUGGUGCCCAAGGAGCAGUUCCUGCAGCUCCAAUACCAGCUACUGCAAGCAGAGAGGAGGAGUCAAUGUCUUCAGGAGGAACUUGAAAAUAGACCCUCUGAAACAAAUAUGCCACAGGGGGGUCAUGAGCCACUUCUAAAAAUGAUGGAAGAACGUAUGAUGGAUGUAGAACAGAAACUAAGACUUGUGAAGAGGCUUCUCCAAGAUAAAGUAAAUCAGCUGAAAGAGCAACUUUCCAAGAAUACUAAAGCAGAUGCAAUGGUCAAGGAUCUCUAUGUUGAGAAUGCACAACUGCUGAAGGCUUUGGAGAUGACAGAACAGCGGCAGAAAACUGCUGAAAAGAAAAACUAUUUAUUAGAAGAAAAGAUUGCUAACCUCAACAAAAUAGUAAAGAACCUGGCAUCUCCCUCUUUUAACUCAGCAUCUGAGUUAAGGUCAUAGCAAAGCUGUAUGUCACAAUCUCAUGCACUUUACUGAAAUGUUAAUAUUUCAGCUCUUCGCUAUCUUGCCUUUUUGUCCUGAUGGAUUUCAGUUAACAAAUGUCUCUAAGGCGAUGACAGAGCUAAAUCCUAAACAGGACACUGCCAACUUCUGUUUAUUCCCAAACUAUUUUUCUUCUGAAUUUUGCCUAAAACUAAUCUUCAAUAUGUUCAAAAAGACAGGUACACUUAUUCUGAUACUCUGUUUUUAUUUUAAAAUAUACAUUCUGAAUUUACUGGACUGAAUUGAUUAUUCCAAUCUAGAUUGAAGCCAGGGUCUAAAGCAAACUUAAGUUAAUGAAUUCAAAACUUCAAAGUAUUUCACGUUGUCUAGGCUAGUUCAUGGUUCAAACCUAUUAAUAUUAAUAGAUCGGUCUUGAGCACUGUCAGUGUAAUUGUUGUUGAAAGCCAGACUUCCUUGAUGAUGUCUGUAUCCUGCAAGCCAGUUCUGGUUUAUCUAAAUCAAUAUACUCCACCUUAUGCAUUAGGCUUCUGGGCUUCUGCAGAGUUCAGAAAAAGUGUUUUCUUAAAAAUAUGUAAAUAGACUACUGCCUCCAACUAAACGUAACAGAGUUUCAUCUGAAGAAAUUUUCCAGCUGGCAAAUGAUAUACUUUUUUUUUUUUUUUAAGUUGCACUGCCAGACAAUUUAAACUGUUGAGGCCUUAAAUUUUCUGCAUAUGGAAAGAAGUUAUACUAAACAAUGCAAGAAUCACCAUACAGAAGCAAAGAUGUGAGUUCUGUUUAUAUAAUUUGUAAAUUUACUAAAGCAUUGGAGUAUGUUUAUUAAACAAUUCUUAGAAGAAUGAAGAGGGAGACCUAAAUGAUUUUUUCAAUGGAAUCCUGUCAUGAGGGCUCCCAGAGAUAGACCUUUGCCAUUUAUGCAGCGUUCUGUUUGACUGUCAUUUCCAGUAGAUGCUAAUACAGAAUCUGUUUGUAAUUGUGAGGAAACAUAUUCAAGGUGAAUAUGAAAAACUCAGGGAGUAACAGCCUGAACUAGUUUCCUGCACUGUUAUAAACAUGGAUAUUAAUGUCAAUAGAUGAAGAUAAACAUGCAUUAGGAAAAGCAGGAUAAACCACCUUAUAUUUGGUUGAAUAUUACUUGAUAAUACUCCUAGAUGAACAUGCACUAAUGGUGUGGUCACGAUGGUCAAAGAGCAGCAUGGUUAGAAAUGGCAAGUAAUAUUUCCUGUCAGAUCAAUUUAUGAGGCUAGGGAAUACAAGUUUUCUGGAAACAUCCUCAAGAUUUGAGAUAGGUCUGACACAGAAAUAGCUGAAUGAGAGUUUGUAUGCUUGUAUAAACCAUUACUGCAGUCUAAAUAAAGAUGCUAUUGCCCCCUGUACAAACUCCUUGCUCCCAUCAGGGCAGUAAGACAUAUUUACAUUAAAAUAAUGUAAAUAAAACCGGAGGAAGGGAUCCUGUUGGCAGUACUUGAAGCUGGUCCUCUUUAAAUAUAUACUGCAUAAAUAGUCUAUGCAGAGGAAGUGCAAAAUGCUUUGUCCCUGAGACCACUAGUGCAAGGUGACAGUUACAAGAGCCUUUGUAAUGAGCCAGCUGCCCCCUAGGAACUGGGAUAAGACUGCCUGCAAGCCAUGGAGUAACCUGCAGAAAAUUACUCAUCUGGUACUGAUUAAUAUGUGGCUCUAGGGGAUACUAUUUCUGUCUAAAGGGUUACCUACUAAUUAGAGGGUCGAGGGACUGAACUAGACAUAUGGGGUAUGACCCCCUCCUUCUCCUUCCCCCCCUCCUUCUCCUUCCCCCCCUCCUUCUCCUUCCCCCCCUCCUUCUCCUUUCCUCUAUGCAAGCAAUAUAAGCCCUAUUAUAAAAAGUAAUUGAAAAGAUGGUAUCAAUUUUUUUAUUACACCUGCAUGCAAGAAUGGAGCAUAAAGAUGCAGAUAAAAUAAGUUAUAAAGAACCUGUGCUAAUUUUUGUUGUUUUUGAAAGGUCACAGUGAACAUACAGGAGCAUACUUACAUUCAACAAAUCUUUCUCAAAAAGAAAGGAAAGACUUAUCAAAACAAUGGAAAAAAAUACCUUGAAGUAACACAAUCUUUAUACAUUAUUUCACAACUAUGUUAUUCUAAAUACCUGUAGUGACCUGUUAUUCUGAGUAAUCUCAAAUUCAGACAUUUACCUACUCUAUUUUUUUCAUAGUCUGCAAAAACUUUUUUUACAAAUUCAAAAUCAUAUUGAGAUAAAUUGGAGCCUCUUUUUAAAUGUCUGAAGCAGGGAGCUCUCGUUUCUCAUAGUAAUCAACAAGCUGUAUUAAUUAUAAAAUAGCUCUGUGUGUAGGUACUCGAACAGUACUUUAGCAAUACUAAGCGCACGUCCUAAAACCAAGCCUAUGCUAAGAAAAUUAGUGAUGCUUAAAAAUGUUUCCAGGAAGCACUGUAGCUGACUUUCACAGAAUGGGUAAGGUUGGAAGGGACCUCUGGAGAUCAUCUAGUCUCCCUGCUCAAGCAGGGUCACCUAAAGCAUGUUAGAUGGGAUCGCUUCCAGGCAGGUUUUGAAUAUCUCCAGAGAAGGAGAUUCUACAACCUCUCUGGUUCUGAUUCAGAUGAUCAGAAUUAUACCUGGAAAAACAUUACCAGAUAGUAGACUAUGUCACAUCUUCACCUAGGUUUAAUUCUAAUGCUCUCUACAUGACCGAAAUUUAAAAACUGAGGGAAUAUUAUUUAAACUACUGUGGAAUUAAUUUGAAAUAACUCAUUAUAAAGACUAGACUAUUCACCUAAUGUUUUUAAUUAGUACUUGCAGGUUCUUUUUUAACCAAACAAACACACAUUUCUAAAACACGGGUGCCAAAAAGAGAGCCCUGAUAUGAUGAUACCACUAGAAUACUAAGGAGAAACAGAGAAAAGCGAACUUGACUUCUCCCUUUCUUAUCUUAUCCUGUCUUGCUCUACUUUUCUUUCACUUAGCUUUAAAAAAAAAAAAACUAAAUUAACCAUGGAAGAGAACAGGAGGAGAAGGACAGAAGAGGAGAAAUGGUUUGGUAAAUAUUUUUCAGGCGAAACUCCAAUUUCAGCAGAAUAUCGGUGUGAAUUCUCCAAAGUGCCUUUUGUAAUUAUAUAUGCUAGAAUCUUUCUGUACUGUACUUUCUUUUGCUACAGAGCAAUUCAGGACAAUCCUUUCCCAACUGGAGUGAACUCAGAGAAAGGUAGUGCUGCUUACAAACAAGUGUUAUGUUGUAUAUUGGUUGGGUAUGUCAACUCAGAAGUUAAGCAGCUAGUGUUACAAAGUCUAAGCUACUGAAAAUAAGCAUAUAAAGAUGUAAAUUCUUAAGCAUUUGUGAUCUUUCAUGCAAGAGUGUCUCCUAUGCAGUAUAGGCAUUUUAAAGAUACCAAAGUAUUUAACUGUAUCCUAACAUGCAGUCAAAAGAACUAUUGAAUUCCUAAGCCUUGUUCACACAACAGGUCUUGUCAAUUAAUAUCUUAACUACUGUAUUACUAAAAGGUGUUUUAAAUGUUUUAAACUCUUGCUUUAUGAAUCAUUGUGAAAAUGGAGGCACAUAGGUGGUUGGUUGAGGUUGGUUUUUUUGAGAGGAGGUAGGAGAAGCAGAGGGGAGUAUAUGCCCCAGUCAAAUUUAUGUGAUUUAAAUCUACACAGCUGAAGUACUACUUGUCAAUUUAUACUGGUAUUAAAAGUACACAUUGCCACACAUUCACAAAAUAUUAAUUUAAAUUCAAAGAAAACUAAAUUAUUUUAAUUCUGAUUAAAAAGGGGAUUGUAACAUAUUUGAUUUUAGCUAUUUACAGAUUAUAUGUGAGUUGCAGAAGGGGACAGUUUGGCUCUUAUCAAAGAACAGCAAAAGCCUUUAUUUUGCUUUCAACAAACGACAUCAUUGUUAUAGCUGUGCUUUGUUGUCUCCCAAGUUUUACCUGUUAAUCUUCUGUUGUCAUUGUCAGAUGUUGUCACUACUGACAAAUGAUUUGUGUAUAAACAAAAACAAUUGUAUAUUUUUUUCUAUCAAGUUUUUGUUUCAGUGUAAUAUAUUGUCGUUGUAACAUCAUGUAAAAUUGAAAGGCAAACCAACUUAUACAUUAUUUAUAAUGAUGUAAAAAAAUAAAUUUCUGU
Rhea pennata is the source of this 10673-nucleotide messenger RNA. RefSeq names its product ninein (gene NIN). Gene Ontology annotation, biological process: centrosome localization; centrosome-templated microtubule nucleation; microtubule anchoring at centrosome. Gene Ontology annotation, cellular component: centrosome; pericentriolar material; centriole. Bases 206 to 6559 code for a protein of 2117 amino acids. The transcript is spliced from 31 exons. Gene Ontology annotation, molecular function: calcium ion binding. The record is from RefSeq and is a predicted model, not a curated record. NCBI's taxonomy places the organism in Eukaryota, Metazoa, Chordata, Aves, Rheiformes, Rheidae.